Formica exsecta is the source of this 399-nucleotide messenger RNA. RefSeq lists its product as uncharacterized. Bases 1 to 399 code for a protein of 132 amino acids. The record is from RefSeq and is a predicted model, not a curated record. The transcript has a single exon. NCBI's taxonomy places the organism in Eukaryota, Metazoa, Arthropoda, Insecta, Hymenoptera, Formicidae.
AUGGUUGUAGAGCUCUCGGGGUCGGGCGAGAAAAACGGACCAACGGCGACACAGAGGGCCGAUGCCCUCUACGCCGACCUCCGCCGGGUGUUUGCCGGUGAGGAGGGGGUCCGUCUCGCCCGCCCCAUCAGAAAGGCGGAGCUGCGGCUCCGCGGCCUCGACCGAUCCCUGGCGGCUGCCGAUAUUGCGGCGGACGUAUCCAGGGAGGGGGGCUGCGUGGUGGCGAACGUGCGGGUUGGAGACAUUAAGUUCCCAACCCGCGGCCUGGGCACUGUAUGGGUACAGUGCCCAUUGAGGGCCGCUAAUAGAAUAGCGGCAGCCCGGGCCAUCCAAGGACCAAGUAGGAUGGUCCCGGGCACAAGCGGAGCUGCUGGACAAGCGCCCGCUCCAAUGCUAUAG